Molecule: messenger RNA, 1533 nt
Organism: Penicillium angulare
Lineage: Eukaryota; Fungi; Ascomycota; Eurotiomycetes; Eurotiales; Aspergillaceae
Gene: bna4
Product: kynurenine 3-monooxygenase
Exons: 3
Coding region: 1-1533 (510 amino acids)
Biological process (GO): L-tryptophan catabolic process; quinolinate biosynthetic process; NAD+ metabolic process
Cellular component (GO): mitochondrial outer membrane
Molecular function (GO): FAD binding; kynurenine 3-monooxygenase activity; NAD(P)H oxidase H2O2-forming activity
Source: RefSeq, a predicted model, not a curated record
AUGGCAGGUGUGACUCCCAAGCAAAAAGUGGUCGUGGUAGGCGCGGGGCCGGUGGGGUCCCUAGCGGCGUUAUAUGCGGCUUCCCGAGGCGACGAGGUCGAAGUAUACGAAUUGCGCGGAGAUCUCCGUGAUCCGACCACUGUACCUUUGAACUUCACCAAGUCGAUCAACCUUGCUCUUUCAGAGCGAGGAAUUCAUUCAAUCCAAGAAGCGCACCGAAGCGGACUGAUCGACAAUGUCCUCCGCGAGACGAUCCCGAUGUAUGGACGGAUGAUCCACGGCCGAGACAACGGUGCCCUGUGGGACGCCGCUCAGGCCUAUGACGUUCAUGGCCGGGCGAUCAACGCCGUCGACAGAGGCUCAUUAAACAAUGCCUUGCUGGACGAAUUAGAGCGUACACCAAAUGUCAAGCUCUUCUUCAAUCAUAAGCUAACGGGUGCCGACUUCCGUACAAACAAGGCCUGGUUCGAACGCCGUAUUCCAGGUGACACACCCCAAGCCGACGAUGAAGGUAUCGCAGGCAGAGUUCCCGAGAUCGAGGUCUCAUUCGACUACCUUCUUGGCGCAGAUGGUGCACACUCCGCCAGUCGAUUCCACAUGAUGAAGUUCGCUCGCGUCGACUACCAACAGGAAUACAUUGAUACCCUAUGGUGCGAAUUCCGCAUUCCACCUACAAAAGAAGGCAACUUCGCCAUCUCACCUAACCACCUACACAUCUGGCCCGGCCGCGAAUUCAUGUUCAUAGCCAUUCCUUCCUUCGACAAAUCAUUUACAUGCACCCUCUUCGCCCCAGCAGCACACUACGCUACCCUCGAAAACUCCCAACAGGCUCUCCAGAAGUCCUUCGAUGAGCACUUCCCCGGUGUUUGCCCCGAGUUGAUUGACCCAGAGGCCCUGGCAGAGCAAUUCGCCAUCAACCCACAUUUACCUCUCAUCAGUAUCAAAUGCAAGCCGCACCACCACAGCUCCAGCGUUGUCAUUAUCGGAGACGCGGCACACGCAGUCCUCCCAUUUUAUGGACAGGGCUUGAAUGCAGGAUUAGAAGAUGUCCGUGUUCUUUUUGAGAAGCUGGAUGAGCAUGGUGUGUACGAUCCCGAGACAAGCGUUUACACUCGUAGUGUACGCCGCCAAGCCGCAUUCCAAGCAUACACCAACCAACGCUGCGACGACACACAUGCUAUCAAUGAUCUAUCGAAGCAGAAUUACGUCGAAAUGCGAUGGGGCGUCAAAUCGCCGCUGUACAAGUUACGCAAGGCCAUUGAAGAGACUAUCGACCAGCGUCUACCUUUCUUGGGAUGGAAGACUCAAUAUGCACGUAUCAGCUUUAGUAACCAACGAUACUCGGAUGUUAUUCGUGCUGUCCAGGACCAGAGCCAAAUGCUAGGGCUGGGUCUUAGCUCGGCUUUGGUCAUUGGUGUCGGGGCUUUGUCGAUUUUGCUCUGGAAGUACCCACGGCAUGCUUCGCCUUCGGGAUUUUUUCAAUGUGGGUUGAAACAGUUGGCAAAGGUGUGGAGAGGCAUUGCGCAUAGGUGA